UCCACUUGAGGCUAUAUGAUCAAGCAAACUGUUUAUCACGAAUGCACGAUGUGAGCAAACUCACACUGCGCCUGCCACCAAAAGGUUUGCAGAGGGAUAUCACUCCCUGGCACCGGGCUCUUUGAAGUUAUCUAUUGAGAAGUCUGGCACCUAUUGUUCAAAGGCUGCAGUCUUGCAAGCCUGCUGUGAACCAAACAGCAAUUACCCAACAAUCACUCCCCCUUUCUCCCAUCUCUUUUGCCUAAUAAAUACAGAGGGCUGUGUAAAGCUCAGGGCCCUUGUCCACUACAGGCAAGGUGUCCCCCGGCCCCUUCUUCCAAAUAUACUCUUUUGUCUCUUGUCUUUUAUUCCCACGUUCGCCCCCCUUUGUUCACUCCCCCUAUAUCUGUGCGGGUUACAUAGUAGCAUCUGAACACAGGACUUCAAGGACAUGAAUGAAGAAGAUCUGCUGGAACAGAGAAACUGAAAUUGACAAGGCGAAUGGGGACCCCGGGAUGAGUCUGCCCGCAGUGGAGAUAAGGUCAGUGCCCUGAAGAGGUACUGGGAGCAGUGCUUUAAAGAAGUACUGGGAAUGGAAAGUUUUCUGAAUCAGGAUAACACGGAGCAGAAUUUGUCUGUUGGAGAAAAACAUUAUGUGCAGUUGCUGAAAGUUUUAUUGAAAUGAACUGGUCCUCAGGUUAGUUCUCAGACAUUGACUAAGCUGCUGCAGGAGGUUAUUACACAUAACACAUGGUUUCCACAGGCAGGCGGUCUUGAUGUGGAAAAUUGGGACAGAGCAGGAGAAGGAUUAAAACAGGCUCAUCAAAAAGGUCUUAAAGUUGAUUCUUCAGUUUUCUCCACGUGGAGUUUAGCUCGUACUAUACUUCCGCCAUUAUCUCCUCAUUAUUCUGCAGGACAGCAGGCUGAAUCUAAAAAUCUGAAAGAAUCUGUUGUCCCACCCACAGUUCCAAUUGAAAAUAAAAAAGAGGAGAGGGAGGAUAAAAAUUGGCCUAUACCGCCUCCUCCAGUUGCAGAAACAUCUGAAACACCUCCUUUGAUAGCAGAAAUAGAAACCCCAAUACAAAGAAUGUUAUGCUUUGCUGCCAUAGCUGGAGAGCCCUUAGGACCUUGCACUUUUCCUAUUUCUGUAAGGGCUGAUCCAAAUAAGCCACAGCAGGUUAUUCAUGAACACACUCCCCUAGAGUUUAAGUUGUUAAAGGAAUUAAAAGCAAGUGUGGUAAAUAAUAGUGUACAGAGCCCAUUCACCUUAAGAUUGCUAGAAUCUGUGUUUGCUGCUAUGCGUCUUUUACCCUUUGAUGUGAAACACUUGGUGCGAACUUGCUUGUCGGCUAGCGCAUAUCUGACAUGGAAUUUAAAUUGGCAAGAAAUGUGUGCAGACCAGGCUAGGCAGAACCAUGCUGCUAGAAAUGGAGACGUUACAGAGGAUAUGCUGUUAGGUAAUGGUCCUUAUUCAGACCUGGAAUGUCAAAUGGCACUCCCAGAUGCCACUUAUCAGCAGUGUGCACAGGCUGCUAAAUGUGCCUGGGCCACAAUUCCUGAAGAGGGAGUCCCAGUACAAUCAUUUUUACAUAUCAUGCAAGGGUCAUUGGAACCCUAUGUGCAAUUUCUUGCAAGAUUACAAGAGGCAGUGAAGCGUCAGAUUCCUCAUACCGUGGCUGCAGAAAUGCUAACCUUAGCUCCAGCUUUUGAGAAUGCAAACGCGAACUGUAAAUGUGUGAUGGCACCAGUGAGGUGUACAAAAAACUUGGGAAAUUUUCUGAGCUUGUCAGGAUGCAGGAACUGAGCUUCAUUGCUGUGCAAUGUUAGUGCAAGCAAUGGCUAAUUUAGCAGUUGACAAAUCUAAAAGGAGCCAAGGGUCAAACCCUAAAAUGGGAAAAUGUUAUAAUUGUGGAAAAACUGACAUUUUAAAAAGGAAUGCCGCCAUAUCUCAGAACGGAAAGGACCUUACAACGCAGUGCCCCACCCAACGGAAAAAAACACCAGGACUGUGUGCUCACUGUAACAAAGGAAAUCACUGGGCCAAUCAGUGCCGCUCAAAAUUUCAUCAGAAUGGCACCCUCCUGCCGGGAAACAAGACAUGGGCCUGGCCCCGGGCCCCACAAACAAGGAGGGCAUUCCCAGUCCAGACCUCAACCCCAUUUGAGGGAUGGGUUCCUGGAGGCAUAUUGAUUCCCUCACCCCAGGAACACCAGGAAAUGCAGGAUUAGAGCUACCCGCCAGAGAAAGAAUCACAUUAGUCAGGGGAGACAAACCUAUCCAAGUUCCCACUGGUAUUUGGGGACUUUUACAAACAGGAUACACAGGACUAAUUUUAGGCAAAAGUCGUCUUAAUUUGCAAGGCAUCACUGUAGUCCUAGGAGUGAUUGACUCUGAUUAUGAAGGAGAAAUUCAAGUAGUUUUAAUGUCACAAGAUCUUUGGGUUUUUGAAUCGGGAGAUCUUUGCUCAAUUAUGCUUAUUCGUUGCAAAUUAUACCCUUCUCCACGAAAGGAGAAAGGAGAAAAUAAAGGGUUUGGGAGCACAACUACAUGAGAAAUCUAUCACAACCAAUAGCCUCUAAAUAGACCCA
Chlorocebus sabaeus (green monkey) is the source of this 2567-nucleotide messenger RNA. The record is from RefSeq and is a predicted model, not a curated record. Lineage: Eukaryota; Metazoa; Chordata; Mammalia; Primates; Cercopithecidae.